AUUCCACAGCAACCUUAGCUUCAAAAAGAUCUCCUGAAAAGGGCUUCGGAUGGAGAAGAGAAGAAGCAUUAAUAGAAGCAAGCAAUAACAAUAACAAUAACGAACUAGCAGCACACCAGCUUGCAGGAAUUGUACGGUGAAGAAUAUGGGGUGGCCGUGGCUCUUUCAUCUUUUCCUUCUUUCUUUGAUUUGUCUUUCUGUUUCUAGUGAAGAAUCCAUUGAGCUACUAAACCUAUGUGAAACAAGUGAAGAUGUUUUACAAGCAUCAUCUCAAGAUUCAGACCUAUCCUUAGCUAUUUCCAUAAGUUAUGGAGACAUCAAUGGCGUCUCAAGCAACAUCUUAAUGGCAGAAACUUGGCUCAAAACCAACGUUCUUGCACACUACCCUGCCGUGAGGAUCACCACCAUAGUCAUAAACUUGGAUCUUUGUAACCUCGGUGUCAAAAACAACAACUACAAUCAUGAGAGAAAGUUGAAUUUGGUUCUUCCUUCUUUGAAGAACAUUUAUCACUCUCUAAAGAGAUGGGGUUUGGAAAAUGACAUCAAAGUUUCAAUUUCUUUCUCUUUGGAUUGUUUCCCAAUCCACUCUCUUCGCCAUUUGAAAAUGGCGAAAUAUAAUCUCAAGCCACUGUUAGAGUUCCUUCAAAGUGUGAAUUCCACCUACUCUUUAAUCCCUCAUUCCGGAUUCUCUCAUUUCUCGCAGCAGAGUUUGAGUCUGGUGUCUUCUCAUUUAGAUUUCAUGAAAAACCUAGGGUUUCUUAAUCUUAAAAAGGUUAAUGUUUUAGGCAUUGCUUCAAAAAUUAGAAAGCUUUCAGAAAUUUCUGAACCACCAAUAAUGGAAGCAGACUAUCCCUCUCUUGGUGGCUACGCAAUAAAAAACCCUAAUUUUCCUCCAACUGGUGCUCCAUCAAAAUCACCUUUGCCUUCGCCUUCGCCUGCGCCUUCGCCGAAUUCUUUCAAUACUCUUCCUCCCUGUAAGCCAAUAGGGCAUCAUGGGUCGCCGGAGGCGGAACUAGAGCAGGCGCAGAAGUCGUGGUGCGUGGCGAAGCCGAGUGUUCCGGCGCAGAAGCUGCAGCAGGCGUUGGAGUAUGCUUGUGGAGAGGGUGGUGGUGAUUGUGAGGAGAUUCUUCCAACAGGGAAGUGUUACAACCCUGAUAGUGUGGUUGCUCAUGCUUCUUAUGCUUUCAACAGUUACUGGCAAAAGAAUAAGAGGAAUGGGGGAACAUGCUACUUUGGUGGAACUGCUAUGUUGGUUAAUUCUGACCCAAGUUUCCUUCACUGCCGGUUUAUUCUCAGCUAAAUACAGGGCAGCAAAUGAAAGAAGUAUGGCUUUUAAUUAAUUUCUUUGUUAAUAUUAUGAAGUUUUGUGUUGCAAACUGGUAGCUCAAUAAUAUUAUAGAAACAUGGAUCAACUUAGUGUGAAAUGUGAUAAUGGAUUUUUUU
This is a messenger RNA of Arachis ipaensis, 1443 nucleotides long. Its product is annotated as O-Glycosyl hydrolases family 17 protein. Lineage: Eukaryota; Viridiplantae; Streptophyta; Magnoliopsida; Fabales; Fabaceae. Gene Ontology annotation, biological process: carbohydrate metabolic process. Gene Ontology annotation, molecular function: hydrolase activity, hydrolyzing O-glycosyl compounds. The record is from RefSeq and is a predicted model, not a curated record.